UCUUCCUGUCCCCCGCCUCUUUUUUUCCAGUUGCACCCACGCGCCUUCACUUCAUCACCCUCCCGAGAGAACCAAAACCAACCAUCACCACCACCACGUCCCGCGGCGGCUAAACCUAUAACUAACACCUCCUCAACCGUGAGCUUUCCAACAGCCUCGCUAGCGAGCGACCGAUCCACCGACCGAUCGGCAUCGGCAUGAGAGCCUUCUCGGCGGUGCCAUCCGCCGCCUCGCUGCCGCCGUCGCCGUCGUCCGCCGCCGCGCCUCCUCUGACCCCGGACGCGGCCGCCGUGCUGUCCCGCGCCGCGGGCGACGCGUCCCGGCGCCGCCACGCGCACACCACCCCGCUCCACGCCGCCGCCGCGCUCCUCUCCGGCCCUGCCCCCCUCCUCCGCGACGCCUGCGCCGCCGGCCUCGCCUCCCCGCACCCGCUCCGCUGCCGCGCGCUCGACCUCUGCUUCGCCGUCGCCCUCGACCGCCUCCCCACCUCCUCCCCUUCGGACUCCGGCUGCUUCCACGGGGGCGCGCCGCUCCCGCCGCCGCUCUCCAACGCGCUCUCCGCCGCCCUCAAACGCGCCUACGCGCACCACCGCCGCAUCGGCGGCGAGGCCGCGGCCGGGGACGACCACCGCGUCGGCGUGCCCCACCUGGUCCUCGCCAUCCUCGACGACCCUUCCGUGGCGCGCGUCAUGCGCGAGGCCUCCUUCUCCAGCACUGCCGUCAAGGCCGCCAUGCUCCGCUCCCUCUCCGACCCCGACCACUCCUCCGCCUUCUCCUCCACCACCACCUCCACCAGAUUGCAUCACCGGCAAUGGCAGGACUCCUCUUCUUCGAGCUCCAACCGGGACGAGGAGGUGGCGAAAGUCGUCCAAGUGCUCAAGCGGAGCAACAAGCGCAAUCCGGUGCUCGUGGGCGACACGGCGGACGUGGACGCCGUGGUGCAGGAAGUCGUGACCAUGAUACAGCGGCAGCGCCUCGGGAACGCGCGAGUCAUCUCGUUACCCCAGGAGCUCGGCGACCUGGACAGGUCCGAUCUGGUCGGCAAGAUCAGGGAGCUCGGCGAAGCGAUAAGGUCCUCUGAGGCAGCGCUCUCGCAGAGCAUCGUGGUGAACCUCGGCAACCUGGAAUGGCUCGUCGAGGAGAGAAGACACGUGGGUUUCGGCGACGCCGUAGACCAGGAAGAGGCGGCGAAGAGGAGGGAGGUGGUGCUCGACACGGCGCGCGCCGCGGUGGCCGAGAUGGCGCGCGUGCUGGAGCAGUGCGGCUCCGGGUCCGGAGAAGGCGUAGGCGAGCGCCGCCGCGUGUGGAUGAUCGGCACGGCCACGUGCGCCACGUAUGUUAAAUGCCAGGUGCACCACCCGGCGCUGGAGAGCCAGUGGGACAUCCAGGCCGUGCCCGUCGCGCCCAGGCCUCCGCCCACGCCGUCGCCAAGUGUCGGAGUAAACAGAGGAAUCCUGAGCAGCUCCGUGGAGGUGCUGUCGUCGGCCAUGUCGACGACCGGUGCAACGUCGACGCACAGAUCAGCGCCGGGUGGUGCAGGCAUGUGCGCCGCUUGCGUGGACGGCUACGACCGCGAGCGCGCCGAGAUGAUGCCACCCUCCGAGCACACCAUGUCGCGGUGGCUGCAGAUCGGGACGCCGGCGCCCGCCGCACGGCCGCCGUUCGACGUGGCGCGCGAGGCCGACGAGCUGCGGCGCCGGUGGCUGGACCGGUGCGCGCAGCUGCACUCUCACGCCCGGCCGGCUGCGGCGGCGGUCACCUGUUCCGAGUGGAACGGCGCUAGCAUCCUCGGAAGCAUGCAGGCUCAGGCCCAGGCGGCGCUGCCCGUAGCAAGGCCAUCGGCUGGCACGGUGGACACGGCGCUCGCGCUCGGGUCGGCGUCGGCAUCGGCAUCGGAAUCGGACGAGACGACCAAGCUUGCGAGACGGCUCGCGGAGGCGGUGACGUGGCAGCCCGAGGCCGCGGCGGCGGUGGCCAGCACCAUCGCCAAGGCCAGGCGGGCCAAGGGGGCUGCUGACACGUGGGUCCUCUUCGCGGGCCCCGACGCGGAAGGCAAGAGGCGGAUGGCCGAGGCGCUCUCCGUGUCGGUGUUCGGCGCGGCCGCGGUCACCGUGCGCCUCGCCUCCUCCUGCUCGGCCGGCGUCGACGCCAACGGCGGGGAAUCCAUCGUGUCAUCGUGGACGGCGCCGGCGCGGGACCGCGUGGCGGAGGCCGCGCGCGCCAACCCGUUCCGCGUCGUCGUGCUCGACGGCCUGGACCACGCCGACGACCUCGUGCGCGCCGCCGUCGCGCGCGCCGCCGAGUCUGGCCGGCUCGCGGACUCGCGCGGGCUCGGCGGCGGCGCCAUCUUCGUCGUCAUGUCGAGCUGGUCCUCGUCACUGGAGCCGGAUCACCUGACCAGGAGCUCUCAAGCAGCGGUGGCGCCGGAUCACUCGUCGUGGAACCUGGAGCUCCGUGUCCGGCCUUUGCAAGAGACGACCCCGAAACGCUGCAGGCCGGAGCAGCCGCUGGACAUUAACCAGUACCGGCGCGUGAAACCACGCAAGACGCCACUCCCGCUUGACCUCAACUUGUCCAUGUGCGGCGACGAAGACGACGAUCGCGUGGACGAGGGCGCCGACAGCGGCGGCGAGGGGUCACGGAACUCGUCGAGUGACCUGACGGUGGAGCACGAGCUGGAGCCCAGGCCCAGCCAGCCCGGCUUAUCCGCCUCCAUGCGUUUGUUGUCGUCACAGCCAAAUGUUGUAAUGCCCGAGCUCAUCAGAGCCGUCGUCGACGGGAUCGUCGAGUUCAAGCCGGCCAUCGACUUAGAGCUCGAACCGCUCAAACGGAGCGUCUCGGCCAAGUUCGGCGGCGGCGAAUUACUGGACAGGCUGGCCGGUGCUGCCACGUGGACCGCGGGGGCGUCCGCCACGUCGUUGGUGGCGUGGGCCGACGAGGCGCGGUGCCGGCCUAGCGUACGGCAGAUGAAGCGCAGCACCAACGACGUCGACGACGACGACGGUGCAAUGAAGACCUUGGAAGGCGUCGGCCGCGGGAGAAUGGAUGGCGCCGGCGUGUUCCCGCCGUUGACGGAAACUAAUUGACGCGCGCACGCGCGCAGAGUAAUCCGGCCGGCGAUCGGGCGCUUGUUUUAAUUUCCUUUUUUUGGUUUGGUCAUUGAUAUGAUCGAUCAUGGUCGGUGUACAUUAGUGCUUGUAAAUGUUCACGUACGAUCGGAGGUUAAUUAGGCACGGGAAUCAGCAAGUGCUGGCUAGCAGUAGUACGCAAUUUCGGAUUCACAGUUUUGGUUCUUCCAUUUCUUCAUUGAUCUAUCUUCCGUGCAUGGGAUCAGAGUAUCAGAUAUACAUA
Messenger RNA from Brachypodium distachyon (stiff brome), 3351 nucleotides. RefSeq names its product protein SMAX1-like. The coding region runs from base 198 to 3086 and encodes 962 amino acids. The record is from RefSeq and is a predicted model, not a curated record. Lineage: Eukaryota; Viridiplantae; Streptophyta; Magnoliopsida; Poales; Poaceae. The transcript has 2 exons.